This is a messenger RNA of Euleptes europaea (tarantolino), 549 nucleotides long. RefSeq names its product arginine vasopressin (gene AVP). The transcript is spliced from 3 exons. Gene Ontology annotation, molecular function: neurohypophyseal hormone activity. Gene Ontology annotation, cellular component: extracellular region; secretory granule. NCBI's taxonomy places the organism in Eukaryota, Metazoa, Chordata, Lepidosauria, Squamata, Sphaerodactylidae. The record is from RefSeq and is a predicted model, not a curated record. The coding region runs from base 58 to 549 and encodes 163 amino acids.
GGAGGCACGAAAAGCCGAGCAGCCAGGGAGACGCGCGAGCCUCGCCAGCCCGCCAAGAUGUUCGAAACGUCGCUUCCAGUUUCCUUCCUCUGCCUUCUCGCCUUCUCUUCGGCUUGCUACAUCCAGAACUGUCCUCGAGGAGGGAAGAGAGCAUUCCCGGACACGGAGAUCAGACAGUGUAUCCCCUGCGGCCCCGGGAACAAAGGCAAUUGCUUCGGCCCCAACAUCUGCUGCGGAGAGGAGCUGGGCUGUUACUUCGGCACCUCUGAAACCCUGCGUUGCCUGGAAGAAAAUUACCUGCCUUCUCCGUGCGAGGCUGGAGGGAAGCCCUGUGGUGCAGGUGGAAGAUGCGCAGCGUCCGGCAUUUGCUGCAAUGAUGAGAGUUGCACCGUAGAUGCCGGCUGCAUGGACGACGGCAGCGACCGAAGUCGAUGGCCUUCCGAAAGGAACCUGACCGUGCUGGAUGGCUCGACCGGGGACUUACUUCUCAAGCUGGUGCACUUGGCAAAUGCAAACAGGCAGCAGCCAGCCAAGCAGCCAUUUUACUGA